Acipenser ruthenus (sterlet) is the source of this 852-nucleotide messenger RNA. RefSeq names its product anionic trypsin-2-like. The record is from RefSeq and is a predicted model, not a curated record. Gene Ontology annotation, biological process: proteolysis. Gene Ontology annotation, molecular function: serine-type endopeptidase activity. The transcript is spliced from 5 exons. Bases 44 to 796 code for a protein of 250 amino acids. Lineage: Eukaryota; Metazoa; Chordata; Actinopteri; Acipenseriformes; Acipenseridae.
GUAUAAAAGCGAUCUCUACGCACGGCUCGCCACACACAGAGAGAUGAAGCUUAUUCUACUGGCAUUGCUGUUCGGCUGCGCAGCGGCUUCCCUCCCCAGCGACGAUGACAAGAUAAUCGGGGGGUACGAGUGCAGACCCCACUCCCAGCCCUGGCAGGUGUACCUGACCUACGACAGCGGGUACCGCUGGUGCGGGGCGUCCCUCAUCAGCGAGUGGUGGGUGGUGUCGGCCGCGCACUGCUCCAUGCACCCCAGUCGGCUGACAGUUCACCUGGGAGAGCACGACAUCUUCAGCUCCGAGGGGACGGAGCAGCACAUCCCCGUCGCCAAGGCGAUCAAUCACCCCGGUUACGACGAGGGCACCACCGACAACGACUUCAUGCUGAUUAAGCUGCAGCGGCCCGCCCAGUUCAACCAGUACGUGCAGCCCAUCAGACUGGCCUCCAGCUGCGCCGCGGCAGGGACCCCGUGCCUGAUAUCCGGCUGGGGAAACCAGAUCAUCAACGGAGUGAACUACGCGUCUCGUCUGCAGUGUUUGGACGCGCCGAUCCUGAGAGACGCAGAGUGUCGGGGGGCGUACGGAAGCUUGAUCACCGACAACAUGUUCUGCGCCGGCUUCCUGGAGGGGGGCAAGGACUCCUGCCAGGGUGACUCCGGGGGACCGGUGGUCUGUGACGGGGAGCUGCAGGGCGUGGUCUCCUGGGGGUACGGCUGUGCGGUCCCAGACUUCCCCGGGGUCUACGCCAAGGUGUGCCGCUACAACGACUGGGUGACUCAAACCAUCGCCAGGAACUGAAGCAGCGGCGCCAGGGAGAGGAGCUCGGUGCAAUAAAAAUACAUCAAACGCAGAAA